Crotalus tigris (Tiger rattlesnake) is the source of this 2216-nucleotide messenger RNA. RefSeq names its product 24-dehydrocholesterol reductase (gene DHCR24). The record is from RefSeq and is a predicted model, not a curated record. The transcript has 9 exons. Gene Ontology annotation, biological process: steroid metabolic process. Gene Ontology annotation, cellular component: membrane; cytoplasm. Gene Ontology annotation, molecular function: Delta24(24-1) sterol reductase activity; FAD binding. Lineage: Eukaryota; Metazoa; Chordata; Lepidosauria; Squamata; Viperidae. The coding region runs from base 491 to 2041 and encodes 516 amino acids.
GCUUGCCCGCGUUCUAAAAGAUUAGUGCGGUUGGGCGCGAUUCGUGGGUUUCAGUGAUCCGUUCGACUACGGAGACCUCGUAUGGGGUGCAGUCCGAGGGGAAAGGAGGAGUCAAGGACCGCUAGGAAUAGACUUUAGGGUUCUUGAGCGGAACGAAACGUGAUGAUUGGAAAUGGGCGAAGGAGCAUCUUAUUCUUAUGAGUGCACUUUUGGGGUUCCUUGAGCACCGCGUAUAAAGAGGGGCCACGGGCUACGCAUUAGUAGCCAGAGAGAGAGAGAGAAAGCAUAGCAGAACACUCUGGAACUCUUCUUAAAAGGCGUGGUUUUUUUAUUGCAAGACAUACCUAUAGGAAGCGGUUACGGAAAGGUGGGGCCGAGAGGAGGGUGCAGGUUGUUGAAAGUCGUGACUGUUCUUUGAAAGAGCCCGGUGCGAUCUUGCAAGCCCGGUUAAAGAGAGAAGCUAAUUGGCGAACUCCCGCAGAAACUGACGAUGGGGCCUCUGCUGUCUCUAGGGAUUGGGCUUCUGCUGUUCUUGCUCUGGGCUCGCUACAGAGGCAUUGAAUAUGUGCUAGUCCAUCACCGCUGGAUUUUCGUGUGCCUUUUCCUGUUGCCCCUUUCUGUUCUUUUCGACAUUUACUACCAGCUCCGGGCUUGGGUUGUGCAGAAGCUGCACUGUGCUCCUCGGCAACAUGACUUGCGGGUUCGGAACAUCCAGAAACAGGUUCGAGAAUGGAAAACAGAAGGCCAAAAAACAUAUAUGUGCACAGGCCGUCCUGGCUGGCUUACAAUGUCUCUUCGUAUUGGGAAGUACAAGAAGACUCUCAAGAACAUCACAAUCAACUUGAUGGAUAUUUUAGACGUAGACAUUGAGCGACAGGUUGUCCGGGUGGAACCUUUGGUCUCAAUGGGACAAUUAACAGCACACCUGAAUCGCAUGGGCUGGACUAUUCCAGUGGUACCAGAACUUGAUGAUCUUACAGUAGGUGGUUUGCUCAUGGGGACUGGCAUUGAAUCUUCCUCUCAUAUCUAUGGAUUAUUUCAGCAUAUCUGUGUGGCCUAUGAGCUUGUUCUUGCUGAUGGCAGCCAUGUGAGAUGUAGCCCGGAGGAGAACUCUGAUCUAUUUUAUGCAGUGCCUUGGUCUUGUGGCACAUUAGGCUUUCUGGUUGCAGCAGAAAUAAAAAUGAUCCCAUCUAAAAACUAUCUGAAAUUACAUUACGAACCUGUGAGAGGGCUGAAAAACAUCUGCAAGAGAUUUGCUGAAGAAUCAGAAAAGAAAGAGAAUCAUUUUGUAGAGGGCAUUGUGUAUUCUUUGGAAGAGGCUGUCAUAAUGACUGGAGUUUUGACCGAUGAAGCUGAGCAAGAAAAGGUCAAUAGAAUUGGGGCGUACUACAAGCCAUGGUUUUUUAAGCAUGUGGAAAAUUAUUUGAAAGCUAAUAGCACAGGAACAGAAUAUAUUCCAGCAAGAGAUUAUUAUCAUAGGCAUACAAGGAGCAUUUUCUGGGAGCUCCAGGACAUCAUCCCAUUUGGCAAUCAUCCAAUUUUUCGCUAUCUCUUUGGCUGGAUGGUUCCUCCUAAAAUCUCCCUUUUAAAACUGACUCAAGGCGAAUCCAUGAGAAAGCUCUAUGAGCAGCACCACGCGAUACAAGACAUGAUGAUCCCCAUGAAGAGCCUUGAACAAUGUAUUCAAACCUUCCACAGUGUCAUUAAAGUUUAUCCUCUGUGGCUGUGUCCAUUCAUCUUGCCUCACAGUCCUGGAAUGGUUCAUCCAAAAGGAGAUGAAGAGGAGCUCUAUGUAGAUGUGGGAGCCUAUGGAAUGCCCCAGACAAAACACUUUGAAGCCAUGGCAUCCACCAGACAAUUAGAAAAGUUUGUAAGGAACGUUCAUGGUUUUCAGAUGUUAUAUGCAGACUGCUAUAUGACCCGCGAGGAAUUCUGGGAAAUGUUUGAUGGCUCCCUCUAUCACAAACUGAGACAAGAGCUUCAGUGUAACAAGGCUUUUCCUGAAGUAUAUGAUAAAGUCUGCAAAGCUGCAAGACAUUAAAUCCAACUCGUCCAUGAAGCAACUAGGAAAAUUUGGGUCUAAAUAAAAACUUACCUCUUCUCUUUUCCAAAACCCCCUUGUUUCUACUUCAGAGACUCCAUUCCAAAUGUGAAAUGUAGAAGAAAUACUUCUGCCUUUGUAUGAAAUAUAUAACUGGUAGUAUUUGUCUUAAAAA